AUGGUUACUGAAGAAGAAAGUUGGUGUUUUAACUUCAAAAGAACAUUAUCUGACAGGGAAGUUCUGGAGUUCGCUUCUCUUCUCUUGAUAGUUGGAGAUACUCCUCCAGUUCUGGAUGCUCAACCCGAUACUAGAAGAUGGGCACUUCAAACUACAUAUAUGUUCAGUGUUAAGUAUCUUUAUGCUAGGAUGGUAACAGAUGAUGGCAUUGAUAAUUUCCCAACAUAUUUUAUCUGGAAUUCAGAAAUUCCACCAAAAGUAAAGUUUCUAGUCUGGUGUCUGGUGCAUGAAAAACUCAACACAAUAGAUAGAUUGAAUAACAGGGGAAUGAAUAUUUAUAACUCCUGCAUUUUAUGUGGUAGCACUGAAGAAUCUCAAGAUCAUUUGUUUCGUCACUGCAACAUUUCUUAUAAAAUUUGGCAUUCUCUUUCUCCUGGUGGUGACUGGGCUUGGGUCAUUUGGAACUCUAUCUUGUCAUUAGCUCAUGGAUGGGACAAUGAUUUAUUCUCUACUUCAGGUAAUUUGAUAUGGGGUUUGAUUCCAGAAGCAAUCAUUUGGGUUAUCGGACGCGAAAGUAACUCCAGAACUUUUGAGACUGACUACAAUUUUAAGACUGACAUAUACUUGAUUAUAGAUGUUAAGUCAAUGCAUUUACAGAGUCAUCACGGUAUUCAUUCUUAUACCUUGCCGACUAGUGUUGCAGUAACUCUAGAUCACUUCAAUUACAGACCAGAGAGCUAUGAAACUUUUCAACAAAAAUAUGUGAUCAAUUCCAAAUAUUGGGGUGGUGCAAAUGUUAGUGCACCCAUCUUUGUUUUUUUAGGAGAAGAGUCCAAUAUAGAUGCAGAUGUUGCUGGGAUUGGAUUCCUGUCUGAUAAUGCUCCUCAAUUUAAUGCUCUCAUUGUCUUUAUAGAGCACCGGUACUAUGGGAAAUCGAUUCCAUUUGGAUCGAGGGAAGAAGCAUUUCGAAAUGCUAGUACACUCGGAUACUUCAAUUCGGCCCAAGCUCUGGCAGAUUAUGCCGAAGUUAUCAUUAGUCUAAAGAAAAAUAUGUCCGCUGAUUCUUCCCCUGUUAUAGUCUUUGGUGGAUCUUACGGCGGAAUGCUGGCUUCAUGGUUCCGCCUGAAAUAUCCACACAUCACGCAUGGAGCUCUAGCGUCAUCUGCAGCAGUUCUGUAUUUUGAUGACGUUGCACCAAAAUAUGGAUAUUAUAGCAUUGUCUCCAAAGAUUAUCGAGAAAUUAGCAAGUUUUGCUACGAUGUCAUUAAAGAAUUCUGGUCUCUGAUCGAUUCAAUCGCUUCUCAAGAAAAUGGUCUUGCUAUCCUCAGUGAAAAGUUCAAGACUUGCUCAGUAAGUCCUUUAAGCAAAUCCUCUGAGCUAAAGGACUGCUUAGGUUCUAUUUACGCUGAAUCUGCACAAUAUAAUGCUCCACCAAAAUACCCAGUCACAGUGAUCUGCGGUGCCAUCGAUGGAGCACCAAUAGGAACUGACAUUCUUAGUCGGAUACAAUCAGGGGUUGCGGCUUUUAUGGGAAAACAAAAUUGCUAUGAUAUGGGUGAAUUUACCCGUCAAACCGAAACAAUCCAAGGAUGGCAAUGGCAGACAUGUAGUGAGAUGGUAAUGCCCAUUGGGGUUGAUGGCGAGGAUACGAUGUUUCAGGCAUCACCCUUCGAUCUUAAGAAUUUCUCAGUGUCCUGUCAAAGCCGGUACAAUGUGGAACCAAGACCGCAUUGGAUAUUAAAUGAGUUCGGAGGAAAGGAUAUCAAAUCGGUGCUUCAAGUAUUUGCUAGCAACAUCAUAUAUUCCAAUGGAUUAAGAGAUCCUUACAGCAGUGGAGGAGUUCUGGAGAAUAUCUCAGACAAUGUCGUAGCCAUUACCACAGAUAAAGGAUCACAUUGUUUGGAUUUACUUCAUAAAUCACCGGACGAUCCAAAGUGGCUAGUUGAACAGCGAGAGGCUGAGAUUGAGAUUAUCAAAAGGUGGAUCGAAGAAUACAAUGCCUUGCGUAUCAUUAAAACAAGUAAAGCUCACCACUGGGCUCGCUAGCUUGCACCGUGAAAGAUUGAAAAGGAAACUCUUUUGCGUUCAUGUAUCAACAACCUAAAAACUCAAUACUAUCCCUCACUCCAUAAUAAAAGUAGCACCGGUGAAGCUUACCCUCUCUCCUAUUGGUUGGUGAGCAUAACCUCGCGCUCUCAUUGGGUAAUUGAGAAAUCAUUCGUAUUCGUCGGAUGAAAUUUCGUUAGAAGUGGUGCGUUGAUCUGACAAUGUGCGGUGUAGAUUGGAUGGAUUGUUGGGACACACGUGAAGAACGACCCUCAUUAUUUAGAAAAACUGCUAUAUUAAUUUCGUGUAUUUAUUGUGAAAAUCCAGAAAAGAAAGA
Papaver somniferum (opium poppy) is the source of this 2383-nucleotide messenger RNA. Its product is annotated as lysosomal Pro-X carboxypeptidase-like. Gene Ontology annotation, molecular function: dipeptidyl-peptidase activity; serine-type exopeptidase activity. Bases 1 to 2046 code for a protein of 681 amino acids. Gene Ontology annotation, biological process: proteolysis. The record is from RefSeq and is a predicted model, not a curated record. The transcript is spliced from 10 exons. Lineage: Eukaryota; Viridiplantae; Streptophyta; Magnoliopsida; Ranunculales; Papaveraceae.